This is a messenger RNA of Moesziomyces antarcticus, 2781 nucleotides long. RefSeq lists its product as uncharacterized. Bases 1 to 2781 code for a protein of 926 amino acids. Gene Ontology annotation, molecular function: DNA binding. Gene Ontology annotation, cellular component: nucleus. NCBI's taxonomy places the organism in Eukaryota, Fungi, Basidiomycota, Ustilaginomycetes, Ustilaginales, Ustilaginaceae. The record is from RefSeq and is a predicted model, not a curated record. The transcript has a single exon.
AUGGACGCACCAACCCACUUCAACGAUGUCACAAACCUAGCCGCUUCUCCACGCAAUAGCGCCGCUCACCGCCAAGAAGCCAGCAUGUCGAAUCAUUCUGCUCAAGGCGAAGCUGCCCAGCAGAGUCACACGAGCGGCACGCCGGACGCAAGCUACGAUGACGGCUCGCAGCACCUGCUCAUGAAGCAAAAUCAAGCAGACCUCGCAACUUUCGGGACUCCGAUUCUUGACGGCAGCUCUGGGCCCAAAGAAGCGGAUGGCUGUAACGCGGCCGUUUCCAACGACGGUGGCCGCAUCCACAACGUCGAUGCAUCCUGCCACCCCCGGCAGCUCGACAUGAGCGCACCGCUCCGACAGGCAAAUGCUCCAUUCCAAGGCCCUCACGCUUCUUCCCUCGAGCAAGAGAUCGGUGCAGCGCUUCAUACGCAGAUGGGCAACGUGCAGCAGUCCCCUGCCACACACGAGCACUUCUUCUCCCCUGCAGACGGCCAACGAGAUGCACAGAUGGCCCAGGACCGAUCUCAUCAAGAGCUGAUGCAGUUAAAGACCGAGCCUGCCAGCUUUGCCGAUCAGCAGCAUCAAGUCAAGUCGUACCCGCCAUCGCCACCCAGACGGAACCAGAUGAUCCCGCAAGCGGAGCCGCGAUCCUUCCAAGCUGGUGUGCGAUCCACCGAGGGUCGCCACAUGAUCUCGCAUCGUCCAAGCCACAGCCUCGGCCAGGCGGGUGCAUUCAUGUCUGGCAUACCUGACCGCGAUAUGUUUGGGCACAGCCACGUCAGCGCGCCCGUCUCUCCCUCUGACGGUAUGAACUCAAGCACCUUCGCAGCCUUGUUUCAGUAUCCGGGCGCUCGCCACGAAGUGGGUCUCGGUAUGACCGAGCAUGGCCACAUGUUCGAUCAGAGCGUGGCCCCAGGCAUCUCGCGUUCCAUUGGGCACUUGCCAAAGUCCUGCGCUCCCUCGGUCCGUUCCGCGUCGCCCUCAACCAGCAUGGCAUCAACAUCGAUGGCGUCCAUCUCUCCCUUGGGAAGCGCUCGCAUCAACGCCGACGGCUCCUUCACUUCGCAGGAGACUUCCUUCGAUAGCAUCUCCAACGCCGCCUCCGGCUCCUUCAGCCGGGCCUCCUCCACGUCCGAAGAAGCCUUCUAUCAAGAGCUGGGCUCGCUCGGCCUCGCCUCGUCUUUGCGCAUGACCAAGCAGAAGAAGAAGCUGCGCAACAUUGAUCGCAAGAUGAUUUGCGAUUUCUCGAUCGCGAACCCUCUGGUCAAGCAGGAUGCCAUCGCCAACGAAUUCGGCAUCGAGCGCAGCACCGUCAGCAAGAUCCUCAAGCACAAGGACAAGUGGCUGGCAAUCGACCCGCAAAGCGACGCAGCGCACAUCGCCAAGCACAGAGCCGUCAAGUUUCCUGCUGUCGAAGACCGCCUCACCAGCUGGGUCGCUGCGCUCAAAGCCCGCGGCGAGCCUGUGCGCGACUCGAUCAUCCGACAGGAAGCUCUGCGCAUCGCGCGCGAGCUUGGUCUCGGCGAGGACAAGUUCAAAGCUUCCGGCGGCUGGAUCGAGAAGUUCAGAGAGCGCAACAUGAUCCCCAAACCUCAGCUUAGCGAUGCUGCGAGCGCAACGUCGGGCACGGGUGCAGAUGCCGCGGAGCUGGAUGCGUCUUCUUGCGACGGCGGAUCGUCGCAUCCGACAGCUUGCGCCGAGGCGUCGAAGGAGGCCUCAGUCAUGACACCGGGCGGUGCAGCGGAAGCGGGAAGCAGCACCAGUGGCCAGUCGCGAAGCGUUCGACGCCAGCCUGCGCGGGCAAGCAAGGCAAAGGGCACUCCUCAGAAGCGCACCCGAGACGAUACAGAGAGAACACAAGCCAUCUUGGGCAUGUCGCCUCUAAGCCACGACCUGGCCCGCAUGCACUUCCACAAUGGCGCACCCAUUCCGCUCAUGCCAGAGCCUGGCUUCUUUCGACCCAACUUUUACGAGACUCAUCCAGCUGCCUCUCAGUUCAUGACGAACAGCAAUCUCAUGUACGGCGGCCAUUGCGUCUCCCCCACGAUGCAGCCCAUGGAGGAUCAGGACGAAUCCGAACGCAAGCGCAGGCGUUCCGGGCAGCACUUUGAUGCCGGACAUGCGUCCAUGAUGCUGGAUGCCCCAAUCGAGUUCCAGUUCCCCGCGGCUGGCGCCUCCGCCCUGUCUCCUUUGGACGGCCUGCCCGGUGCUGCUCCUGACGGUCAGGCACAGUCCGAUGUGGGCCUACAGACCACAAGUCCUCGGAGUCGUCGCACUGUCGCCAAAUCCACCGCUGCAAGUGGCGGACGUGGCCGCGCACGCCGUGGCAAGGGUCGUCUUUCGGGCGCAAAUCAUACACCUCAGACCCCUUCGCCCCUGUCGAUGUCGCCCACCGACGCUCGAGGAGAGGCAGUUCUGCCGAGGUUCAAUGCAGCUGACGCCGAGCAGAUCACGGCAGCCACGCUGGAGCGCAUCCGCGAGCUACAGAGCUCUGGUGACAAGUCGUCGAUCGUAACAGCGGAGCAGGCGCAACAGUCGUUGGAGCUGGUACUGCGCUUCCUGAGCGAACAGCCGAGCGACUUUUUGCCCGCCAACCACUUUGUCGUCUUCGGCCACUUGCAGGCCAACAUCGAACAGAAGAUCCGAGACCAGGCCAAGCAGAGCCCUGCUGCCGCCGACGGUCCUGCCUCGCAAUUUCCUGCACCUGGUGCCUCCGCAAAUGCGGAGGCGACCUCUGCCACCCUUGGCGACGACAUGAACAAUAUGCCUCCAAGCUGCGCCUAG